Molecule: messenger RNA, 1593 nt
Organism: Daldinia childiae
Lineage: Eukaryota; Fungi; Ascomycota; Sordariomycetes; Xylariales; Hypoxylaceae
Product: Lactose permease
Exons: 9
Coding region: 1-1593 (530 amino acids)
Biological process (GO): carbohydrate transport; transmembrane transport
Cellular component (GO): membrane
Molecular function (GO): carbohydrate:proton symporter activity
Source: RefSeq, a predicted model, not a curated record
AUGGCAAUCAUUGGGGCUAAAGAACAUCAUGUCGACCCUCGUUUGGCGAACAUUGCGAAAGCAGAUACUAAAAGAUGGUAUCAGAAGCCGAAUUUAAGAGCACUUUAUCUUAUACUGAUCCCAGCCGCGAUGGGUGUCGAAUGGACGUCCGGGUUUGACUCCUCGAUGAUGAACUCCCUCCAAGCUGUGGAGGCUUGGGUUACAUACUUCGACAAUCCUACAGAGGGUCGACUUGGUCUUUUAAAUGCCAUGUAUUCUCUUGGAGCUUUGAUGGCAGUACCUUUCAUUCCCACCAUCUCCCAGUAUCUUGGGCGCCGUUGGUCUAUCCUCGCAGGAUCGCUAGUCUUGUGCCUAGGUGCUGGGCUCCAGACGGGGUCUCAGAAUAGCGAUAUGUUUCUCGCAUCUCGCUGGGUACUCGGAUUUGGUAUUCCCCUGGCCAUUGUUAACGCUUCCGCGCUUAUUGGAGAGCUAGCGUAUGAAAAGGAGAGGCCGACUAUGACCUCCCUAUUUACUUCUUCUUGGCACGUGGGGGCCAUUGUCGCGGCUGGUGUCACCUAUGGAACUUUUCAAAUGACUAGCACUUGGUCUUGGAGGUUACCCUCCAUUCUCCAGCUGGUUCCGAGCUUGUGUCAGAUAUUAUCUCUACCAUUUUGUCCCGAGAGUCCGCGAUAUUUGAUCUCAGUCGAUCGAAGUGACGAAGCAUACGCGAUUCUUCAGAAGUACCACAGCGAAGGGGACAAUGGCGAAGAGUUCGUUCGCCUCGAAUUUGCCCAGAUCCAAAGUACCAUUGCUCAAGAAAGGGAGACAGCUAAGGCAUUCGUGUGGGCCGAUGUUUUCCGCGAUCCUCCGAUGAGACGCAGGUUUCUACUUGCUGCAAUAGUUGGAUUCUUUACCCAAUGGAGUGGCAAUGGGCUUCUUAGCUUUUACAGACAUACGCUGUCUCUUUCAGUGAAGAAAAUUCUAAAUCUUGUCGGGAUCACGGAUAAUCGCACUGUUCAGAAAGUCAUCUUGAGCAACACAUGUUGGGGUUUGAUAAAUGCUGUCCCCGUAGCCAUCGUCGCACCACUAUUACGCCGCCGCGUCGGGUUCUUGAUUUGUACGAUUGGCACAGCUGUAGUUUAUAGCGUCUGGACAGUGGCUUCGGCACGAUUUGCUAUCGAAAACACUUCGGCUGCCGCAAUAGCAGUUCUAGUGUUCAUUUUCGCGUACUCGCCCUUCUACAACCUGGGUUGGAAUGCGCUGGCAUAUACUUACUUGGUUGAAAUAUUUCCGUACCAGCAACGAGCUAAGGGUAUCGCGGUCGAGCAGCUAACGGUUAGGUUUGCUGUAUUCUUCAACACAUACGUGAACCCGGUAGCACUGGAUCGAAUUGGAUGGAAAUAUUACUUGGUUUAUUGUGUAUGGAUCCUGUUCGAAGUCGCGACCGUAUACUUCUUAUUCCCAGAGACAUAUAACAGAACCUUAGAAGAGCUCUCGUUCAUCUUCGAAGGCAAAGAGGUCCAGGACAAGGUUCAGAACAACGUUGAUAAGCAACUCGAGGCCGAGCAUGCCGACAAAAAAGCCGCUGAUGGGACAGAAGAAAUAGGGGUUUAA